Messenger RNA from Dracunculus medinensis (Guinea worm), 1467 nucleotides. The record is from the annotation of a GenBank genome assembly. NCBI's taxonomy places the organism in Eukaryota, Metazoa, Nematoda, Chromadorea, Rhabditida, Dracunculidae.
UUGUUAUUUAUAGAGACAGUUGUGUCCUUACAACCGAUUGUUUGGUCAAAAGAAUCACUAGUUCCUAUUUCGAAGAACUUUUAUAGCGAACACCAAAAUGUUGCUCGCAGAUCCCAGUAUGAAAUCGAUGCAUGGUACCAAGAAAAUCAAGUGACGAUUGAAGGUUAUGACAUUCCUCGACCAGUUUUUGACUUUUCCGAGGCUGAUUUUCCUGCACCCAUAGUUCAAAGAUUGUUCAAAUCUUUCCAGAAACCGACGGUUAUUCAAUCAAUUUCAUGGCCUUUGGCUUUAAGUGGUCGAGAUUUAGUUUCAAUUGCUAAGACAGGAUCUGGCAAGACUUUGGCAUUUGUUUUACCUGCACUGGUACAUAUAAUGGGUCAACCAUCCCGCGGUCAUCCAAAAUAUCCAUUAGUUUUGGUGCUUUUGCCUACUCGUGAAUUAGCGCAACAAGUGCAAGAAGUGAGCAGAGAUUACUGUCAGAUAUUGAACUUAUCAUUAACUUGUUUAUUUGGUGGUGCGCCAAAGAAUUCACAGCUUUAUGAUCUCCAAAGAGGCGUUGAUCUCGUGAUUGCUACUCCUGGAAGGCUUAUGGAUUUUUUGACUGCGGGUAAAACUUCUCUGAAACGCUGCACUUAUCUUGUAUUGGAUGAAGCUGACCGAAUGCUGGAUAUGGGUUUUGAACCGCAAAUUCGUAAAAUUAUAUCACAAAUCAGACCCGAUCGACAAACAUUAAUGUUCUCAGCGACUUGGCCGCGAGAGGUUCGAAAAUUGGCUAGUGAUUUUUUGACCAAUGUUGCCCAUUUGAAUGUUGGCUCAUUGGAGCUCUCAGCAAAUCACAAUAUAACACAAAUCGUAGAAAUAAUUGAUGAAGGCAAUAAGCAACAACGGUUGAUUUCUAUACUAAAUCAAAUAAUGGAUGAGGAUGACUGUAAAACUAUCAUUUUUGUGGAAACGAAAAGAAAAGCAGAUGAUUUGACUCGGUGGAUGCGUCGUGACGGCUGGCCCGCUUUAUGCAUACACGGUGAUAAAGGACAGUCAGAGCGUGAUUGGGCAUUAGGUGAAUUUAAAGCUGGGAAAACACCGAUUUUGUUAGCGACAGAUGUAGCUGCUCGUGGUUUAGAUGUUGAUGACAUAAAAUACGUUAUCAAUUAUGAUUAUUCGAACAAUUCAGAAGAUUAUGUUCAUAGAAUUGGUCGGACUGGCAGGAGAGAAAAAAAAGGUACAGCGUACACGUUUUUCACUCAUGAAAAUUCGGCAAAAGCGAAAGAUUUGAUAAAAGUGCUUCAAGAAGCCAAUCAGCAUGUCCCUGAUGAGUUAACUUUGAUGGCGCAGAGUACAUCCUCAACGUCAAACCGAUCUCGAUAUGGAGGUGGUUUGAAAAGAAACUUUAGUGGCGACGGUGGCCAUUCCGGCUUCUUCGCUAAACGCGGACGUUUUGAAGAUCGGAGGGAAGGACGGCCAUGGUAA